Messenger RNA from Paramecium sonneborni, 2023 nucleotides. The record is from the annotation of a GenBank genome assembly. NCBI's taxonomy places the organism in Eukaryota, Ciliophora, Oligohymenophorea, Peniculida, Parameciidae.
UAUGAAUAAAUAGAGACGUUAGAAAAUUCUUCCUAUUUAACAACUCUAAGCUAAACUUAAACAGUUGAAAUAAAGCAUUAAGGCUAGUGAAAUCAAAUCACUUAGAUCGUCUUGUCUUUUUACUGAAACCACUCCUAUUGAUAAAGUAGAAAAAAUUAAAAAACUUAAUGCUAAUAGUAGUGUUGAUGGUAAAACCAUGUAUAUUAAACCAAACUUUAAAACAAAGAUGAAAACUACUAAAAGGUAUUUAACUUAAUAAAUUUAGUCCAUAAUCCAUGAAAUUAAAAACAAGUUCUGUUCUCACUUAAAAAAAAAAAGUUUAUUCACCUUAAAAACCACUCAAAGAUAUCUUAAAAUAUUAUAUUAAGAGUAAAAUUCCAAAAAGUCGCACACCUUCUAAAUCACCACCAUAAAACAUUAAAAAAUUAUCAAGUCCAUUAUAAAGACAAUCAAGUCCACCAUAAAGAUAAAUUAGAAGUCAAAGUAAAAAAAAAAUUAAAUAAAAAACUACUGUUAGUUCCCCUAAUAAAAAAAACAAAAAAUAAAAAACUUAAAAUUAAUAUUAUUAACCAUAAAUAAGUAAGAUUAGUUCAAUUAGAUUGAAUACUUUUUCAGUAAGUGAAGAUCCUCAUAAAAUGCUAAUGAAUCAAAUUAUUGAUGAACUAUAAUUGAUGAAUGAAAAAUAAAUCAUUGAAUUAUAAUCUUUUUUGAAAAAUAUUAAAAAAGAAAAAAUUGAUGAAGCAUUAUAAACCAGUAUUCAUUAAAAAAUAGAUGUUUAAUUGAAACAUUAAUAAAAAGCAUUUAAUGAAUGUUUACCAUUAAAUAUAAUUAAUGAAAUAUGCUCUUAAAGAGAAUCAACUCUUAAUUUAAGAGUUUAAAUGUAAAUUGAUGCAUUUUCAACUUUAUUAGAAUAGCAAAAAAUUUCACCAAGAUCUUUUAAUUAAAAUGGGUAAGUUUUAAAUUAAUGGAAAUCCUAAUCAACAGAUAAAUUACAUAAAUGUUAAGAAUUAUUAUAAAAAAUUCAAAAUGUGACAAACAAAAUUUAAUAAAAGACUACAUAAGAUCUAAAAAUAAUUUAAGAAUUACAAUCAAAUAAUUCUGUUGUAAUUUAAUAGUUAUGUAAACUAAAAAUUAAAUGUAGAAUAAAUGUCAUGCGAUUCGAGUUAUCUGGAGUCUUAGGAUUAAUUCUUAAGUUUUUUAAACUAAAACCAAUAAGGAGAUUUUAGAAAAAAAGACAUGAACUUUGAUUUUUAAGUUCCAAUUUAUGAUCUCGAAAUCUAGACAAAUGUUGGAACUGUUAACUUAUUUAUCGAGUUAUUGUGUGUUUAUAUCUUAAGUAGAAUUAUUUAAUAUUUAUUUAGAUAAUAAUUUAAAUGAAUUUAUAAAAAGAAUGAAUUACCCUUAUGGUCUAUCACCUUAUGAUAAAAUAAGAAAGAUUCAUGGAUACAAUAUUAUUUAAGACAAAUAAUAUGAAAAUCCGAUUUAGGAAACUUCAUUUUAAGAAAUACAGGUAUGACAAUAUCAUAGAUUAAGCAAAGUAGUAAUCCAUAUGAGUUGAUUCAUAAUAGAGCUAUUUUUGAUACGUUUAAUGAGAUUCUAAAUGGAUUUAGACCAUUUUAUUAAUGUUAAGGUUAACCAUAUCCUUGGGAAUGGGAGGGUAAUUUGGUAGUUAUCUUAUACAAUGAAGAGAAUGUGAAUUUAUUAUUAGAGAAAGGAAAGGAGAGAAUAAUAUAAUAUGCUUCAACUUUAUGUGGAUUAAUAAAUGAUGAUGAUGAUAAUGUUUAAUCAAGUAUAAAUUAUGAGGAAGUGAUGUAAAGUUUAAUGAAUAAUGACUAUUUAUAAUAAUUAAGAAAUGAAAGAUUACAAUAAAGUAUAAAUAAGGAGGUAUAAAUAUAUAAUAAUGAGAUAAUAGUUAGAAGAGAAAUAAAAUGAAUGGAGAUAGGAUAAGACAGAGACAUUGUUUGAGAUAACAGAUUUUAUCUUUGAAGAUUUAAUAAAUGAAUUAAUGAUUGAAUUGCAUUGA